Culex pipiens pallens (northern house mosquito) is the source of this 2309-nucleotide messenger RNA. It is a transcript of the gene Teh2, whose product is annotated as protein tipE. The coding region runs from base 8 to 880 and encodes 290 amino acids. The record is from RefSeq and is a predicted model, not a curated record. NCBI's taxonomy places the organism in Eukaryota, Metazoa, Arthropoda, Insecta, Diptera, Culicidae. The transcript has 4 exons. Gene Ontology annotation, biological process: regulation of sodium ion transport. Gene Ontology annotation, molecular function: sodium channel regulator activity.
AAGCAAGAUGAGAUCAAACAACGAUAUGCGUUCAUCCUCGUCGACCUUGUCGGCGGCACCAAGUUUGACCAUGAGCAAGCCUAGCUUGAACAAUAGCAAGGCAAGCCUCACUCACAGUCGGCAGAGCAUAACGGAGUCGAACAAAGAGCCGGGGCCACCUACGCGGGAAGAGAAGAUUGCAGAAUUCCUGGACAAGGCCAAGUUCUACACUUCACUUUGUUUAGGAACAACCGCCAUCCUGUCUGUAUUUGCCUUUCUGUUCCUGAUCCCGUUUGUCGUGGAUCCGGCCAUAUCUACCAUAGUGGCCGAUUACGACCCAGUGCCUGUGACGUGCGUGGUGACGGACCACGUUUACUCCGAGGGCAGGAGAAAUUGCACCUGGAGCUCGUGCCGAGAAGGUUGCACCACGGAGGCCAUCCGGUGUCACCAGUUGCUUGUCAACUACACCAAAAUUGCAUAUCACGAAUGGCAAAAGCAGCCCCGCGACCUCGACAACGUAGAGUGGGACGUGAUGGACACCAAGUUCCUCGUCAACACCGAGGGAUGUGGCUAUCCGCCGCGGGUCAACUGUACCGAGUUUGCAAAGAAAUACGGGUACUCGCACGUGGGAGAACCGUUCCCGUGCUAUUUCAGCCGUGCCUACCCGGAAAUGGUGGUGGCUCGCUAUUCGUGGGAUGACAAUCUGAAACAUCUGAUCCUUUCACUGAUCAUACCGAAUGUGCUCUUUGCCGUCUCGAUCGGAGUGCUCAGCUAUUGGUACUGUCCCUGCUGUGAUAAGGCCUGCCACAAAUCGCCGCGAGUGUACGCAGAAAAGUAUCCUACUAAGGAAAACAAACUUCUGUGCCGUAGUGACGAUGAGGAAGAUGAUCUAGACUACUGAAUUUUUUUCGAUUUUACAUCACGCAGCAGCUGAUUUUCCCUCCAGCCCAAAUAAACAAACGCGACAUAAUGCCCCACACAUUUUACACACAAAAAAGUACAUUUUUUUGUUUCACAAAUGAAUCGAAUGCAAGCCCCCCUCGUCAAUCACGCAAUUGGUGCAAAAUUUUGCCACAGAUAACAAGGGAGCAACGAAUAAUUUACAGAUUUGACAGUAACGGAUUUUUGUACCUAAUUUUAAAGUUCCUUUCUUAUGAAUCUUGAAUAGCUGCAUGCUAAAAUCCUUCAGCUAUGUUCAGCAGAUUUCGCUAACUACAAAACGCAUGUUCCUAAAGGGACUUUUUUGUUUGUUUUUUUUUCACGUGCAUACUGGUCAUCGAAACAGACCACCCUAAUCAUUCAUAUCCCAUCACUCCCAUUUAGGAAGAAGGAAAGUGGCCGUCACUAGUUUUAGCAUGUUUUAAAAUAAAAUUUGCAGUAUCAAACUACCGCUUUUCAUCAGAGUAUGAACAUGCUUUUGUAAAGACUUAGCAUCAAGCUUAGUAACUUUAUUGACAGAAUUUUCCUGUAAAUAUUGUACAAACCAACCAAAAAUACUCGGAGCUCAAAUACUUUUGUAAAUACAUUAAGGAAAAUUAUUAAGUGAUGCCGUGAUAUGUGGAACCUGUCGAGAAAUAAACCAACUUCGUAAAAGUUGGCCAAUUAACAUUGUUUUACAGACUAGAUGGCAAUGAACAAUACCUGUAAAACUAAGGCCCAACUCCACAACACACGCAAUCUAUUAUUCAAUAUUUACAUGAACAUUUCUAGUCUUUUGAAUCUUCAAUUAAAGUUCCUUAUAUUAAUUUAUCUUAAUACCAAUAUUUAUCUAUUUAUUUUAGAGUAUACUUGACACUUUUCCUAAUAUAUAUUUUUUGUAUUCCUCUUUGAUUAUUUUCAAUCCUCUGUUUUCGUUGAUUAAAACAAACAACUACAACUACUACAACAUCUACACAUCCUAUUAUACAAUUCUUCCUUUUCAAACGGUUUGGUCCAAUAGUAAAGGAUCUUGGAACAUUGAAUACUCCCAAGAUUACAUAAGUAAAAUUUGAGACCAACUGACACAACCCCGAGCAUCGUCACCAGCGCACCACCAGCAAUCAACGAGAUUCGUCGAACAAGACAUCGUCAUCACGUAUUUGUUUAUCAACGGCCAACACAGUUGCACCGGUUGAGGAAUGCCAUCAUAGUUGUUCUCAUUUCCACGCCGGUCAGUCUUUGUAAGAGGAAAAUAUAUUUCAAAUCGCAACUUAGAUAGAUCAAGACAAACCAAAGUCAAGAGAAAUAAAUUCAAAAUAUUUAUAUUUUUAAUGUCAGCUAACAUUUUUAAACAUCGUGAACACUAAACCAAGUGCAAAAUUGUUAAGUGCUUCAAAGUUAAAUAUUUUCGA